GCAGUAGAAUAGCGUCAACCUCCAGCAUUGCUCAGUGGUGCUCGCCAUCUUCUCAGAGUUUCGCGAGGCUCGGAGUACUUAUGAUUGGAAGUAAGUAACUGAUCAUGGCGACCUCGCAAGGCUCGGGGUUCCUCUAUCGAACGCUCGGUACCGUCAUCGGAACGAGUGCGUUGCGCGAUCCGUUACUGAAUGAUCCGUUACUGUCGACGCUCGCUACGAGUUCCUCCCUGCCUGUUGAUUCUGAGCGUGCGAUUGCCGCCCUAGUUGCUGAGCUGGCAGCGAGAGAUUCGUCGGUGGACUCACCGUCAGCCACGCGUCCCUCUGUCCCCGUUACUAGCGCGCCUGGUAGGGCUAUAGAUGAGGAUAAUGACGAGGAUAGCGACAGUGACGGGGAGAUGGAAGAGGGUCUUAUGAUUCGCCUGGUCCAUAUAGAUGUGGUAACCACACCUUUGGCGAAGAAACCGGAAGUCGAUGAAACUAAACCCGAUGAAUUUCAGACCGACGAUGUAGAAGACAAAGCUCGAUCGGACGGCGGACAGGCUACCCGGCGGGAAGGAGAUCUGGACCGUCCGAUAGACUCGCUGGCAGGCUCGAGAGGAGCCGUUAGAUCAAGGCUCCCGGACGGCGGUGAUGUAUUGGAAGACGAUGAGGGAUCGAGGAGAAAGUCAGUGACCAAGGAUGGCAAGAAGAGGAAAGCGGAAGCUGAAGGGGAGGGGGAAGGGGAAGGGGAACGGGUGGGGGAAGCACACGCGGAAGUGGGGGAUGCGGGGGAAACUAGUGGUGGGAAAUUUGCCCGUAUUGGAUCAGUGGCGGAACCUUCAGCGCCAGUGGCGGAAGCUAGGGGCGGAAAGUUUGCGCCAGUGGCGGACCCUGCAGCGCCAUGGAGCGUGGGGCAUCCGGAGGGGCAUCCGCGCAGCCCGUUUCUGCGCCUGCAUCAAGAAAUUGUGGAGUUCUGCCGGUUUGUGGAGGCCUCAGAGCAGGAGAAGCAGACAAGGGGGGAGGCAGUGGGACGGGUGACAGCUGUCAUCCGGAGCAUCUGGCCGCACUGCCAGGUGGAGGUCUUUGGAUCGUACGCCACGGGCGUGUACCUCCCCACCAGCGACGUGGAUAUGGUCGUGCUGCACUCCGGCUGCCCGGACGUGCAGAGGGCGCUGAGGGCACUGGCAAAGGCGUUGGUGGGGAGAAGGGUGGCUCGGAACAUGAAGGUGAUAGGGCAGGCGCGGGUGCCAAUCAUCAAGUUCCUGGAGAUCGCCAGUGGGGUUUCGUUUGACAUCAGUUUUGAUACAUUCAACGGACCAGAUACCGCCAAGUUUAUUCGGAAGUCAAUGAAGGCCAUGCCGGCCCUGCGACCAAUAUCUCUUGUGCUCAAGCUGUUUCUCCAGCAGAGGGGGCUCAACGAGGUCUUCAAAGGGGGCAUCGGCUCGUACGCGCUCCUAGUCAUGAUCAUGACUCAUCUGCAGACCCACCACAGCCGCAUGUCUAGCGGCAAACUAGAGGAGAACCUGGGGGUACUGCUGAUUGACUUCUUUCAUCUCUACGGCCGCAGCCUCAACACUGCAGAUGUGGGGGUGUCGGCGCGACAUGGGGGAAGGUUCUUCCUCAAGAGAGACAGAGGCAUGCUGCAGCAGAACCGCUUCAUGAUGGCGGUAGAAGACCCUCAGAUGCCUUCAAACGACCUCAGCAGGGGAAGCCACAACAUUCACAAUGUCCGCCUUGCCUUUCAAAGAGCGCACUUCCUCCUCACUGCACCCACACUCCCCUCCUCCCUCCCCUCCUCCCUCCCCUCCUCCCUCUCCUCCUCCCACCUCUCCCACUCACACACUUCCCCCAACCCCAACUCUAACGGUAAUCCCACGGAUACUGCUAGUGAAAGCAAGAGUCUGCUGGCUCGUUUGAUUCGGCUCGAGCCAGCCAUAGCAAACCGGAAGCCGCCUGCCAGUGUGUUGCCCUCUCCACCAGUGCAUAAUGUGGAUGCACCGUCUCUGCUGCAGAAGCAGGAGUUGAAAACGGUUGAUGCUGCUUUGACUGACGCUACUCCCAAGGCUAGUUUUCUUGCUGGUGCUACCCUCGCUGCUACCGCUCCUGGGCCUAUCAGAGGGAAAAAGAAAAGGGCGGCGGCGGCUGCUGCUGCUGCUGCUGCUGCUGCAGAAGUGGUAGCAACAGCAGGUGGAGCAGAUGGGGUAGAGGAAGAAGCAGCGGCAGCAGCAGGGGCAGCAGCAGGGGCAGCGGGGGUUGGUUUGGUUGGAAAGAAGAGAAAGAAGCGGGGCGAUAAGGAGAGGAGAGACGAGGAGGGGGAAGAGGAGAGGAGAGAGGAGGGGGGUGCAACUGAGAGAAGGGAGGAUAAGGAGGGGGGUGGUGGUGCGAGGGUGGAGAGAGGAGAGGAGGUGGGAGUGGAGGGUUUGGGUGGGGAGAGGAAUGAGAGGAAGGGAGGGAAAAAGAAGGCACGAGUGAAUGACAGGGAGGAUGAAGUGAGGGAGGAGAGGGAGAGGGAGGAGAGGGAGGAGAGGGAGGGGAAGAAAGGAAGUAAGGAAGAGGGGGAAGAGAAGGAGGAAGAGCGCUUGGAGAAGCAAGGACGUAAGGAAGAGAGGGAAGAGAGGGAGGAAAAGGAGGAGAAGAAAGAAAGGAAGCAAGAGAAGAAAGAAAGGAAGGAGGAAGAGAGGGGGGAGAAGGAGGAGGAGAAGAAAAGGCGGGAGGGUAGCGAGGGGAGGGAGGAGAGGGGAGACAAGGAGGAAACGUUGAAGGAGAGUGAGGAGAAGAGAGAAGAGGAGAAGAGAGAAGAGGAGAAGAGAGAAGAGGAGAAGAGAGAAGAGGAGAAGGAGAAGGAAGUAAGGGAGGAUUUGAAAGAGCAGGUGAGGGAGGGAGGGGCAGAGGGAGGAAGACAGCAGGAGCUUGAGAUGAAGGUGUCUUCUGAGUCGACUCAAAACCUUGAGAUCAACAAGAAACGAAAGAGGGAGGGCAAGAGAAUGAGGCAGGAAGCUCGGAAAAAGGCAGCUGGAGAAGAAGGGGGGUUGAGAGGUCCUUACUUGGACAGUCCUGGUGGUGCUCUUGAGUCGACUCAAAAGCUGAAACGGGCAGCCGAAGAAGAACGGGGGUUGAGAGAUCCUGACUUGGACAGCAGUGGUGGUGCUAGUCGGGGGGGCAACGUUGUCAGUAUGGUAAAGGGUUUUCAAGGGGAGGAGGCGAAGAAGAAGGGGGAGGGGCGAGAGGGAAGGAAGGAGGAGAGCGAGAGUCAGGGGGUGGUGAUAGGGGUAGGGAAGGGAGUGAAGGGAGGGAAGCAGGAUGCUUUUGAGGCACGUCGAAAGCGAGACGGAAGGAAGGCGGAUGGGGAGAGGAAAGGUGGGGUGACGAGUGUGGGAGGCGGGGAGGAGGAAGGGGAGAACCUUCCGAGAGGGGGAGGCAGGGCGAGCAGUGCAGGUAGGGAUGAUGAGAGUGAGGGGGCUGGGAGGCGGAAGGGUGGGGUAGUAAUGCCGGUACGGGUAGUAAGACGUGGGGAGGAGGAAGAGGAGAAUCUACCAAGAGGGGGAGGCAGGGCGAGCAGUGGUGCUGGUAGGGAUGAUGAGUGUGAGGGGGGUGGGAGGCGGAGUCGGAGGAGGGGGAGGAGGGGGCGGGCGUUUAUGGAGAUGUUGGGAGCAGGUGGAGGGGAAGAGCGCGUCUGAGUGAGUGAGACCACUGCGAUCUAGGCUUUUGAGAGACCCGCUGAAGUUUGAGAGGGUUGGGUUGGGUUGGGUUGGGUUGGAUGCAGCACUAAAAGUCGAGUCAAUAUUCGAAUGGACUGGGGCAUGGUAGGGAGGGAACAAGUGGUCAUGGUCCUGGUGGUUUUAUUUCUGCUGGAUUAUCUGUCCACUUCACUUC
Molecule: messenger RNA, 3852 nt
Organism: Closterium sp. NIES-67
Lineage: Eukaryota; Viridiplantae; Streptophyta; Zygnematophyceae; Desmidiales; Closteriaceae
Source: the annotation of a GenBank genome assembly